AUGCAUCGACCAGCCAUGGCUCAUCGUGCGUCCGUAUCAAUGGCAGUCAUUGAUUAUCCAUGGACUAAAACGAAAGAAGAUGUUGCCGCCUUUUAUAAUGUUGAAGAGACAAAAGGUCUCUCUGAAGAACGUGUUAAACGAGAUUUAGAAAGAUAUGGACCUAAUGAAUUACCAGCCGAAGAGGGCAAACCACUUUGGAAACUUGUCUUAGAACAAUUUGAUGAUCUUCUAGUCAAAAUUUUACUUGCUGCUGCUUGUAUAUCAUUCGUCUUAGCUUUAUUUGAAGAACAUAAAGAAGAAGACAGUCUUGUAGCAGCUUUUGUUGAGCCACUUGUUAUUCUUCUUAUUCUUAUUGCGAAUGCAGCUGUCGGUGUAUGGCAGGAACGAAAUGCAGAAAGUGCUAUUGAAGCAUUAAAAGAAUAUGAACCUGAAAUAGCUAAAGUUGUUCGACAAAAUCGACCAGGACAAAUUCAACGAAUUAAAGCUCGAGAACUUGUACCAGGUGAUAUUGUUGAAGUAGCUGUUGGAGAUAAAGUUCCAGCUGAUAUACGUAUAACAAUAAUUUAUUCAACAACACUUCGUGUUGAUCAAUCAUUAUUAACUGGUGAAAGUGUUUCAGUUAUUAAACAUACAGAUCCAGUACCUGAUCCACGUGCUGUUAAUCAAGAUAAAAAGAAUAUUCUUUUUUCUGGAACAAAUAUAGCAGCUGGUAAAUGUCGAGGUGUUGUUAUUGGAACUGGUUUAAAUACUGAAAUUGGUAAGAUUCGAUCAGAAAUGGCUGAAGCUGAAGAAGAAAAAACACCAUUACAACAAAAAUUAGAUGAAUUUGGCGAACAAUUAUCAAAAGUUAUUUCUGUUAUAUGUGUUGCUGUAUGGGCUAUUAAUAUUGGUCAUUUUAAUGAUCCUGUACAUGGUGGUUCAUGGUUACGUGGUGCUAUUUAUUAUUUUAAAAUUGCUGUUGCACUUGCUGUGGCUGCCAUUCCUGAAGGUUUACCAGCUGUUAUAACAACUUGUCUGGCAUUAGGAACACGUCGAAUGGCUAAGAAAAAUGCUAUUGUACGUUCAUUACCAUCAGUUGAAACACUUGGUUGUACAUCAGUUAUUUGUUCGGAUAAAACAGGAACAUUAACAACAAAUCAAAUGUCAGUUUGUCGAAUGUUUAUAUUCAAUAAAGCUGAAAGUAAUGAUAUACAAAUCGAUCAAUUUGAAAUAACUGGAUCAACUUAUGAACCAAAAGGUGAUAUAUUAUUCAAUGGAAUAAAAUUUAAUUGUUCAGAUCGUAGCGGAUUAGUUGAAUUAGCUGAAUGUGCUGCUUUAUGUAAUGAUUCAGCAUUAGAUUAUAAUGAAUCAAAGAAAAUUUUUGAAAAAGUUGGUGAAGCAACCGAAACAGCAUUAACUGUUCUUGUUGAAAAAAUGAAUGUUUUCAAUACAGAUAAAUCACGUUUAUCAUCACAAGAAAUGGCUAUGUCAUCAAAUACAAUAAUUCGUCAAAAAUAUCGUAAAGAAUUUACAUUAGAAUUUUCACGUGAUCGAAAAUCUAUGUCAACAUAUGUUGUUACUGCUGGCAGAAGUGCUACUAGUAAUCAACCAACAGCUAAAAUGUUUGUUAAAGGUGCUCCAGAAUCUGUUGUUGAACGUUGUUCACAUAUUCGAGUUGGAACACAAAAAGUUCCAAUGAAUGCACAGAUUAAACAAGAAAUAAUGAAAUUAGUUCAUCAAUAUGGAACAGGACGUGAUACAUUACGUUGUUUAGCAUUAGGAACUAUUGAUAAUCCAGUAAAACGAGAAGAUAUGGAUUUAGAAGAUGCACGAAAAUUUAUUACAUAUGAAAAUAAUAUAACAUUUGUUGGUGUUGUUGGUAUGCUUGAUCCACCACGUACAGAAGUUAUUGAUGCUAUUGAACGAUGUCGUGAUGCUGGUAUUCGUGUUAUUAUGAUAACUGGUGAUAAUAAGAAUACAGCUGAAGCUAUUUGUCGACGUAUUGGUAUUUUUAAAGAAUCACAAGAUACACGAGGUCAAGCAUUUAGUGGUCGAGAAUUUGAUGAUCUUUCAAUAGAAGAACAAUCUGAAGCUUGUCGUCAUGCUAAAAUGUUUGCUCGUGUUGAUCCAGCACAUAAAUCAAAAAUUGUUGAAUAUUUACAAUCACAUGGUGAAAUAACAGCUAUGACAGGUGAUGGUGUUAAUGAUGCACCUGCAUUAAAAAAAGCUGAAAUUGGUAUUGCUAUGGGUUCUGGUACAGCUGUUGCUAAGACAGCAGCUGAAAUGGUUUUAGCUGAUGAUAAUUUUUCUUCAAUUGUUGCUGCUGUUGAAGAAGGUCGAGCUAUUUAUAAUAAUAUGAAACAAUUUAUUCGUUAUUUAAUUUCAUCAAAUAUUGGAGAAGUUGUUUGUAUCUUUUUAACUGCUGCUCUUGGUUUUCCGGAAUCAUUGAUUCCUGUUCAAUUACUUUGGGUUAAUUUAGUAACUGAUGGUUUACCAGCAACAGCACUUGGUUUUAAUCCACCUGAUUUAGAUAUUAUGGAACGUCCACCACGUAAUCCAAAAGAAUCAUUAAUUACACCAUGGCUCUUCUUUCGUUAUAUGGCGGUUGGAACAUAUGUCGGAGCAGGUACUGUUGGUGCUUCAUGUUGGUGGUACGUUUCAUAUCACGAUGGACCAUUAUUAACAUGGUCACAGCUGACACAUCAUUUUCAAUGUCGUGGAGGUGGUAAAGAGUGGGAAGAUAUUGAUUGUGAUGUCUUCGAUGAUCCUCAUCCCAUGACAAUGGCUCUAUCAGUAUUGGUUACGGUUGAAAUGUUAAAUGCACUUAACAGUUUAUCUGAAAAUCAAUCUCUUCUUAAAAUGCCUCCUUGGUAUAAUAAAUAUCUUUUAUUUGCUAUUGCUUUAUCUAUGUCAUUACAUAUGAUGAUUCUCUAUAUACCAAUGUUUAAUACCGUAUUUCAAAUUUGUCCUUUAACAUUAGAAGAAUGGAUAGCUGUAUUAAAAAUAUCUUUUCCUGUUGUACUACUUGAUGAACUGUUGAAGUUAAUAGCACGACGUUAUGUUGAUGUAUCACCAAGAAAUAGUGAAAUAAAUGAACUUCAAGGCAAAUAG
Molecule: messenger RNA, 3090 nt
Organism: Rotaria sp. Silwood1
Lineage: Eukaryota; Metazoa; Rotifera; Eurotatoria; Philodinida; Philodinidae
Source: the annotation of a GenBank genome assembly